AUGGAUUUGCGAGAUGAUGAGGUGACUAUCAAAGAGACAACCCAGCCAGCUAAAGGCGGUCAGGGAUGCUACAGCUCAGGUGAGCUUAAGAUGAAGAAGGUAUCUCCAACUUCUUACGAGUUCAUCAAAGUCGAGCGACGAGGUGCCCAGGAAAAUGUGGGCCUAGUGGCCUUCAACCGCCCAAAAGCCCUCAAUGCCAUCUCCAAUGGACUGAUGAGCGAGCUGAUACAGGCGCUGAAGACCUUUGACCAAGAUGAGAAGAUUGGCGCCAUCAUCAUCACCGGCUCGGAGAAGCUCUUUACCGCUGGCGCCGAUAUUAAACAGAUGGGCGCCCAGGACCUGGAGCAGAUCUUCCUCAGCCGCUUUCCCGCCCAGUGGGACCAGAUUUCCACCGAGGUCUCAAAACCGAUCAUCGCCGCCGUCAACGGCUUUGCCUUCGGCGGCGGCUGCGAGAUUUCGAUGAUGGCUGACAUAGUCUACGCCGGCGAGGGCGCUCAGUUUGGCCUGCCUGAAGUUCGAAUUGGGACCUGUCCCGGGGCGGGGGGAACUCAAAGGCUAACGAGGGCCAUCGGAAAGUUUCGGGCGAUGGAGAUGAUACUGACGGGGUUGCCGAUGACUGCUGAAGAGGCUUUAAAAGCUGGUCUGGUGAGCAAGAUCUUCCCAGCGGAAAGGCUGCUCGAGGAGGCGGUAAAGCUGGGCGAAACGAUCUCCGAGAAGACCUCAAAGCUGACCAGCGCCGCGGCGAAGGCUGCAGUGAAUGCUUCGCAGGAGACGACACUGAAACAAGGUCUGGAAACGGAGCGACGGCUCUUUCAGAUGACCUUUGCCACGAACGACCAAAAGGAGGGCAUGGCCGCCUUUCUGGAAAAGCGAAAGGCCAACUUUACCGAUUCCUAG
Rhagoletis zephyria (snowberry fruit fly) is the source of this 897-nucleotide messenger RNA. Lineage: Eukaryota; Metazoa; Arthropoda; Insecta; Diptera; Tephritidae. The record is from RefSeq and is a predicted model, not a curated record.